This is a messenger RNA of Mercenaria mercenaria, 7299 nucleotides long. Its product is annotated as cadherin-23-like. Gene Ontology annotation, cellular component: catenin complex; plasma membrane. Lineage: Eukaryota; Metazoa; Mollusca; Bivalvia; Venerida; Veneridae. The transcript is spliced from 38 exons. Gene Ontology annotation, biological process: homophilic cell-cell adhesion. Gene Ontology annotation, molecular function: cadherin binding; calcium ion binding. The record is from RefSeq and is a predicted model, not a curated record. Bases 285 to 6095 code for a protein of 1936 amino acids.
AAUAUUGACAAUUACAUAUUGCUUAACCAGUCUAUCAUACUGAAAUGGGCGUUGGUUUUCCGAUCUCGUGGAAAUUACGUUCUUUAAAAAUUGACAACAGCAGAUGUUAGAUUUAAAUUAUUGUUUUAAUUGUAAUCGGGCAAUUCAGUGAUAUGUCUUCUGAUUAUGAACAACAAUAAGAGGAUUUGUCAUAAUUAAAGUGUCGGAUUAUUGGUGAAAAUUUUGCGACUGACAGAACUUGACAUUUCCGGAGGCGUCCAGUAACUACACCUGGACUGGUAAAGAUGUGCCAAGUAUUACACAGAUGUGUCCUUCUACUUUCAUUUUUGACACAAGUUUUAUGCAACAAUGGGCCUAUGUUCUCAUCACAACCCCCAAUCAUAAAACCAGAGGACACCCCAAUAAACUCAACAAUCGGCACCUUGAUGGCUACUGAUGACGACGGGCCCCAGGAACUUAAAUUUUCGAUACCAGCAGGUCAUGUGACUGAACAGUAUGUAAGACUAGAUAAUGUUCGAGGCGUCAGUACAGAAGGAAGAAAGGCGGACAUUGUACUCAUUAAAAAACUAGACAGGGACUUCACUCAAAAUACGUUUAUAAAGUUGAGAUUUGUAGUGGAAGAUAACCCAGGAGCAGAAGGCAACAUUAUUGUACAAGAAAUCACUCUGUAUAUAAGGGAUGUGAAUGAUGAGAAGCCAAUCUUUCGUGAGACCAGAUAUGAGAAAGAUGUUUUAGAAAAUGCUGCCAGUGACUUCUUAGUGGUAACUGUAAAGGCAGAUGACCCUGACACUGGGGAAGUUAUUAAAUACUCUAUGGAGCCUGUUGGUCAAGCCAUAUCUGAUGAUUAUAAAAAUGCAUUUAAAAUAGAUCAGACUUCCGGAGAAGUUACUGUCAAUCGUAAACUGGAUGCUAACAUACACAAUUACUAUGAGUACACUUUAAUUGCAAGUGAUGUUGGUAAUAAAACUGGCCAGUCUGUAUUGCUAAUCAAAGUUGUAGAUGUCCAGGAUAAGCCACCAUACUUUACCAACUUGCCGUACAGUACCUCCAUAUUUGAAAAUGCCACAGCGAGUACCCAAGUUGUCCAGGUAACAGCUCUGGACGGGGACAAGGGAGCUUCAAACACAGUCUCGUACAGCUUUGUAGGUGGCCAGACUACAAACUUUGAUAUAGACAGUACCUCUGGUUGGAUAACUGUGAAGUCAUCUUUAGAUCGUGAUGCUCCUGAUGUCAGACAAAGUGGAGGGGUUUAUGCCAUCUAUGUAAAGGCUCGGGAAAAUGAUAACACACAAGCUGAGGAUCAGAUCACAGCAACCACUCUAGUGACAAUAACGGUAAAGGACGUGAAUGACAACAAGCCAAAGUUCAACUCACAGAAAUAUGAGGCAUUUAUCCUAGAAAAUAUGCAGGAGGGUGUACCAAUUACCUUCAGUGGGCCAGAUUCUAUUAGUUUCAUGAAUGUCAGUGACAUUGAUCAGGGUCUAUUCAGCCAUUUCCAGUUGUCUUUAGAGAAGAACGGUCAGCCUUAUAACGACUUUGCACCCUUACCUAGUGAGGUGUUUGUUGAAUCCUCUGUCCUUAUACGUGUACAGAACAGCACAGCCCUCGAUUAUGAAAAAAUCACAGAUGUUACUUUCCAGAUUGUUGCCAGAGAGAUUGGAACAAAAGAAUUAUGGUCAAGUACAGCAGAUAUAACAGUAAAUAUUCAGGACAUGAAUGAUAACUCACCAGUAUUUCAACCAGAGACGCUCCCGACGCUCACCAUGCUGGAAAAUGCUACAGUCGGAACAGAGCUUACAAUCCUCACAGCUACUGAUGCAGAUAGGGGAAAUUUUGGUAAAAUUACAUACCAUAUAAGAGGCAGUAACCAAAUAUUUCAGAUUGAUGAGACAACAGGAAGGAUAACACUUGCAGCAAGUUUAGAUCGUGAAAAAGUUGACAAUUACUUCCUGACAGCUGAGGCGAGAGACGGGGGUGGACUUACAACAUUUAUCAACCUGGAUAUAAAGGUGCUUGAUGUGAACGAUAAAAACCCUGUGUUCAGACGAGAAGAACAGUUUGUUACUGUUAGAGAGGAUAGCCUACAGUUCCUUAGAGGCAAUCUUGUUGUUGAGGCAACAGAUGAUGAUGAACCAAACACACCCAACAGUGAGAUAAUGUAUAGAAUAACCAAGGCUUCAGCUGGUUUAAAAAACAAGUUCUUUGUGAACCAGACCUCAGGGUUAAUCACUAUGGUGGAAAAGAUAGACUAUGAGGCCCUACCAGCUAGCCUCAAUGGUAGAGUCCUUCUUGAGGUGGAGGCGUAUGACCUCGGGAUUCCAAGUCUUUCUACCACCGUCAAUGUCACUGUGGAAAUAGAGGAUGUGAAUGACAAUGCACCAGUUUUCAGUCCAAAAACAUACACUGCCAGCGUUCCAGAGAGUGCUACUGCAGGCGUAAGUGUGGUAAAGGUGUCUGCCACUGAUGCUGACAGCAGCAAACCAAAUAACCAGUUCCUGUAUAGAAUCGACAGCGGAGCAGGCGACAAGUUCCGCAUUGACUUCCAGACAGGUGAUAUAGUUAUAGAGGUUGGAGCAAAACUUGAUCGAGAGACGAAGGACAAUUACAUCUUAAAUGUGUCGGCGACAGAUCGUGGUGCGGUACCAAUGACGGGCCUCUGUAUUGUAAAUAUCACAGUUCUAGAUGUGAACGAUGAGCCUCCAGUGUUUACUCCAUCAACUAUAUCCACAUCUAUCAAUGAAAAUUCUUCUCCAGGUGACCAAGUUGUUUGUACAACAGCGACUGAUCCAGACAGCACCCACACACUACAGUACAGUAUUGUACCUAGCUCAAUACAAGGAUCAGAUGAGAAUGGUAAAGCGGUCAAUGUUACCACUACAGGAGUACAGAAUUAUUUCACAAUCAACAAAGACACCGGAUGUAUUACUGUGCAAAAUCAGCCUGACAGGGAAACAGCAGAAACAGUUGUGUUUAAUGCAAUGGUUAGAGAUAUUCUGGCUUUAACAGGGCCGGGAACCAAAGAACAAACUGCUAUAGCAAGUAUUACGAUGACAUUGUUAGACUACAAUGACAACUCACCAGAGUUCUUACCAAAUGCCUCAUACAAUUUGAAGAUCUCCGAGGGUCUAGAGCCACAGUCUGAGGUUCUCAGAUUUGAGACUCGGGACAAAGACAAGAACCAGCAGAUCUCGUACCAGAUGGACAAAGACCCAAACAACAACUUUAUAGUAACAGAAAACUCUGGUAUUUUAAGACUGAACAAGGCUCUAGACAGAGAGGAAACUGACAUCUUGGAGGUUACAGUGCUAGCUAUGGACGAUGUUGAUCCCAAACGAACAUCUACAGCCACUGUCCUUAUCCACGUACAAGACAUCAAUGAUAACACGCCAGAAUUUACCCCAUACAAUCUCAGUUACAAAGUGAAAGAGGAUGCUGAAGUUGGUCAACCCAUUGUUACAAUCUCUGCUUCCGACAAAGAUUUAGGAGAGUAUGGAAAAGUUGUCUAUAGUUUUGAUGUCAGCAAUGAUGAUGAUAAACUGAAAAUCAAUAGACUAACUGGAAUAAUAUCAGUGGCUAAGAAACUAGACAGAGAAACCCGUAGUUCAUAUACUUUAUAUGUGACAGCAGUAGAUAACCCAGAUAAUCCGAACAACCAGAGAACCAAUCAGACAAAAGCAAUCACUAUAGAGGUGGAAGAUGUUAAUGAUAAUGAUCCUGAAUUUACAAACAUUGAUGAAAACACACGUGCUUCAGUUCUGGAGAAUGCCUGGGACCCAAACAAAGAAGGGCCGGCUGUCUUCUCGGUGUCAGCAGAAGACAAGGAUGUCGGAGAAAAUGCUAGGCUGGUUUACACAAUUUCUGCCAAUGAGACUGUAUCUUCUCUCUUCACUAUUGAAACUGUGUCACGGACUAUUGGAGGAGUGCCAAAAUAUUUCGGAGAUAUCCGAGUGGCGAGCAACCUUUUAGGAAAUGUUGGUGACUUACACUUGAAUGUUACAGUUACUGAUCAAGGAGUGCCACCAAGGUCAGCACAGACUGGAUUGAUUAUUGUUGUUGAAGACGUGAAUCUACAUCAGCCUGUCUUCACAAGUCCCACAGGGCCGAGGGCAGAAAUCAAUACUAACGAGAAAAAUCCAGUGGGAUCUAUAGUGUUCCAGAUUGAGGCUACGGAUGAGGACCAUGGUCGCAACAGUAAGAUAACAUACGAAAUACAAGAGGAGAAUGACUGGGAAGUGUUUAGUAUACACCCGGAAACCGGCUUACUCACUAAUAAAGUCAUAUUGGAUAGAGAGACCAAAGAAAGAUACGAGAUUAAGAUCAAGGCAGAAGAUAAUGGAGUUCCGAACCCACUUCACAGUACACUAACGUUGAUCAUCAUGGUGCUUGACAUAGAUGACAAUGUCCCAGAAUUCACUGUUCCACGGAAUAAACCAUACAAGAUACAGAUCGAGGAGGAACGUGUGCACGAUCAGACCACGACUGGACUAAACAUUGCAGUUGAUAAAGAUUCUGGGGACAAUGCCAUCAUCUGUUACUAUAUCAUUGGUGGCAACAAAGAAGUUAGCAGUCAUUUCCAGCUAGAUCAGAAGGGCAACUUAACCUUGACAAAGUCGUUUGACCGUGAAAACUUGACAGUACCUUACAUCAAUAUGAUCGUCAUGGCAACACCUUCGUGUUAUGCUGACAUUGCUAUAGAUACUAGCCUAACCUCUUUUCCACCAAGUGGCUAUGCUGGCAAUCUCUCACUCCUUUGGGUGCAGGUUGAGAUACAAGACAUCAAUGACAAUCCACCAAAGUUCAAGCAGUCAGUGCUCACACUAGGUGUCACCAGGGAUACUGGCUUUGGCAUGUCCAUUACCAAUCUUCAGGAUCUGGUGACAGACGAAGAUGCUACAAUGAAGGUAGACUUUGCUGCCGUUUGUACCGAGCACCAUCUACAGAACAAGAAGCUUGAGUGUACAUCGGGACAGAACCCGAAAUCUCAACCAUUCCUUGUGUUUAAGAAUGGUACCGUAGCAACAAACACGUACUUCCAAGCUAACAUGUACGGCUACUACCUCAUACAUAUCCAGGCCAAGGAGAACGUCACCGGUGGAGAGCCAUUCAUAGCUAAUGCAACACUUCGGAUAUCGCUGAUCAAUGAUGACCAGCGUGUGAAGGUUGUCUUCAGAAACACGCCAGAUAUUGUCCGAAGUUUCCAGGUGGCAUUUACACAAAAACUUCAACAAACAACAGGCUAUAGAAUUGUUGUUGAUAAAAUUCAGACACAUGAAAAUAGAUACGGUCUUCCUGAAAUUAAUAAAACUGACAUGUUUAUUCAUGGGGAAAAUAUGAAGACCAAUGAGACAAUAUCGGCACAAGAGCUUCUAAGGGUGAUAGACUCUUUUGCUGAAGCAUUGUUGGGGUUGAGAUAUGAUUACAAGGUGCUCGAAAUUGUGCCAACAACUACAGCCAAGGAGGAGCAGAGUUUAGAAGAUACGUUCAAGAUGGCUUUAAUACUUGUGACAAUCGGACUGACACUACUCUGUGUUGGAUUAUGCAUUGUAUUCUACAUAUCCAGACAACAGUAUAAGAGAAAAUUAAAAGCUGCCACAGCGAUGGCUUAUGUAGCAAGUUUGGAUUCCCUGGGUGAUAACUGGACUCGUACCCUAACACGAGUUCAGGGCAAGGUCUGGAGAAAAACCUAUGCUGAUCAGGUUGUUACCGAAGGUUCUAGCUCAGAUCUACACAAGUCUGAAUUGCCAGGCACCAAUGUACAUGCUUAUGAAAAUACCAACCCAAUCUAUUUAGAAAAAGUGCUAUUAGAAGAAGCAGGUGAAAGAGAUGAUGAUGAUGAUGAUUCCCUGGAUGAUAAUGCAGUAGACCCGACCCAACCUUCACAGUUCAGUGAACAACAGAUGUCAAUGAACUUUUACACCGAGGACAACAAUCUUAACAAAGUGCCACAAUCUAAACUUGGUAAUGGAGAUGCCAUUUUAAACGCAGUGCUACAGAACCAUCAAAAUCGUAAAAUGAAAAAUGGUGAUGCUGUUCAAAAUGGUCAAGUAGAAAACAAAGAGGACAACUUUGCAGGCUUGCCAACUACAGAAAUUUAACCUGCAAAGUUCUAAAUAUCUCUAGAUCAAAGCUAGGUUGUGAUAUUUUGUGUGAUUUACAUAAGAUUGUUGCUGGUGUCGACAACAAAAUACAAGUUUUUGUUCAUUAGGUUAACAAUUGAUUUCAGAAGGUGCUAUGUUUGUUAAACUUUGCCGUACAUUCUAGUGCUAGAUUUUAGUCCUUUAUAUAGGGAUUUUAUUACUUUGUACAUAACUACGACUAGAAAAAAAAACUUAGGGGAUAGAAAUUGUUUCCAUAGCUCUACUGUGACAUACCAGUUUGAAUUAUUUAACAUUUACAAGGUUAUUUUUGAGUUAAAGUUUUUUAAAGUGACCUUUAGUGUCCAGUCUGUUAUGGUUGAUUGAAAUCAGAAGUCUGAGUAAUGUUAACUUAAUACCCAUAAUAUGUUUGGUUUUUUUUUUUUUGUAUUUCCUAUUUAAUGAAAUAACAUUGACACAGUGCGGAAGAAAACUGCAAAGUGAAGAUCACAAUUUUUUUUAUUAUUAUAAUGAGUGUUUACAAUGUUAUAGAUUGUCCAGGGAAUCUUAUAUGUAUGAUUGUAUGUGAUGUAAAUGGGCUACAUCAUGACAAAAUGUACUCUAUGUCUCAGUGAUGUUACUUCAUAAUUAUCAAAUGGUGUCUUAAAAAUUUUCUUGUCCAUAUUAUUAUUAAAUUUUUGUGCAGUAACAUGAUUCCCUUGAUGUGGUGGAUGCGUAAUGUUAUUCAGCAGGUCCAUUACCUUAAUACCAAUUUUCUAUUGGAUAGAGUUUAUUGCACAACCAUGGAGGGAAUGGGUUUGAACUUGCUUGGGUCAAGACCAUUUCUUAUCACAAGUCCAAUACAGGUUUUUCCUUGAAGUGGACACGGGUGAAAUGAAAUCGAGUUACUGACACAAAGAUAAAAAUUAUAUAAAUUUGUCAAAUACAGGUAAAUAUUAAUUCAAAUAUCUUGAAAGUGUUGUUGCAAGGUACCUUUUUGUCAUGAUGAGGUUCAUAUGCCAGAGGGGAAUGAAUCAAAAGAUGCCUUAAUUAAAACAAUGCAUUUUUGCUCAUCGACUCACACCUUGUUAUAUAUAUAUUUGUAUCAUUAAAUGUAAAUAUGACUUAUUUAUUGUUUUUGACUGUUAAGAAUCAUAAAAACAUUAUGUCUUUCUGAGUUUCUACCUGUCCAAAUAGCAUUUAAAUGUUGCAUAAUUGCUGGCAA